GAGGGCGGGGCCGGAGCUGGGGUGCCGCCUCCUCUGCAACGCCCGGGCUGGAGUCUUAGAACCCAGGGCCCGUAGGGGUCCCCGCGGCCGCCGGGAUGCAGAAAUACGAGAAACUGGAGAAGAUUGGGGAAGGUACCUAUGGAACAGUGUUCAAGGCCAAAAACCGGGAGACCCAUGAGAUUGUGGCUCUGAAGCGAGUGAGGCUGGAUGAUGAUGAUGAGGGUGUACCAAGUUCAGCACUCCGGGAGAUCUGCCUACUCAAGGAACUGAAGCACAAGAACAUCGUCAGGCUUCAUGAUGUCCUGCAUAGUGACAAGAAGCUGACUUUGGUUUUUGAGUUCUGUGAUCAGGACCUGAAGAAGUAUUUUGACAGCUGCAAUGGUGACCUGGACCCUGAGAUAGUGAAGUCAUUCCUAUUCCAGCUUCUGAAAGGCCUGGGAUUCUGUCACAGCCGCAAUGUGUUACACAGGGACCUGAAGCCCCAGAACCUUCUCAUAAACAGGAAUGGGGAGCUGAAAUUGGCUGAUUUUGGCUUGGCUCGAGCCUUCGGCAUCCCAGUCCGCUGUUACUCCGCUGAGGUGGUCACUCUGUGGUACCGCCCACCGGAUGUCCUCUUUGGGGCCAAGCUGUACUCCACGUCCAUCGACAUGUGGUCAGCCGGCUGCAUCUUUGCAGAGCUGGCCAAUGCUGGGCGGCCUCUUUUCCCUGGCAACGAUGUCGAUGACCAACUGAAGAGGAUCUUCCGGCUGCUAGGGACACCCACUGAAGAGCAGUGGCCUGCCAUGACCAAGCUGCCAGACUAUAAGCCCUACCCGAUGUACCCAGCCACCACGUCCCUGGUGAACGUCGUGCCCAAGCUCAAUGCCACAGGGAGGGACUUGUUGCAGAACCUCCUGAAGUGCAAUCCUGUGCAGCGCAUCUCAGCAGAGGAGGCCCUGCAGCACCCCUACUUCUCUGACUUCUGCCCCCCCUAGGUCCUGGGACCCCUGGCUGCCAGGCAGGGGCCUGGCCUAUUUAAGCCCCCCUCCUGGGAGGGGAGGAAGAGUGGGGGAUGGUGUGGGGUGCUGAGCACCAGCUGUGCUGGGUCCAGCCAGGGCCGAGGGGCCCUGGCCCACAGUUUUCACUCCUUCCAUGGACUUAUUUAAUUUCAUAAAUUGGCUCCU
Messenger RNA from Dipodomys spectabilis (banner-tailed kangaroo rat), 1163 nucleotides. It is a transcript of the gene Cdk5, whose product is annotated as cyclin dependent kinase 5. Gene Ontology annotation, molecular function: ATP binding; cyclin-dependent protein serine/threonine kinase activity. Gene Ontology annotation, biological process: protein phosphorylation; neuron apoptotic process; synaptic vesicle transport. Gene Ontology annotation, cellular component: nucleus; cytoplasm. The transcript is spliced from 12 exons. The record is from RefSeq and is a predicted model, not a curated record. NCBI's taxonomy places the organism in Eukaryota, Metazoa, Chordata, Mammalia, Rodentia, Heteromyidae. Bases 96 to 974 code for a protein of 292 amino acids.